Molecule: messenger RNA, 947 nt
Organism: Homarus americanus (American lobster)
Lineage: Eukaryota; Metazoa; Arthropoda; Malacostraca; Decapoda; Nephropidae
Product: lactosylceramide 4-alpha-galactosyltransferase-like
Exons: 3
Coding region: 410-853 (147 amino acids)
Biological process (GO): glycosphingolipid biosynthetic process
Molecular function (GO): hexosyltransferase activity
Source: RefSeq, a predicted model, not a curated record
GCUGUUUUUUUCACACACACACACACACACACACGACAUAUUCAUCCAUCAGUGAGUGGGUAAGAGAACCAUUUUAAGUCUCAUUAACAUCAGGUAGGAUAAAAUAAUCCAUCGUGUCUCAUUUACUUAUUUCUCAGCUGGGCCCUUGAGAACCCCGGAGCUCAGGUGUGGUUUAUCCUCACUUCCCUGACGGUCGAUGACUCGGAUGGACUGGUGAGCGACCUCCAACAGAACUAUCCUAACCUACACCUGGUAACUCCUGACCUAGAUAAGAUAUUCAGAGACACGCCCUUAGAUAAGAUAUUCAAGUCUGGUAAAUGGGUGAAGAAUACACGUGAGUUUUUCUUGUGUUGUAAUUUGGUGAUGGUGUUGGAUCAAGUGGUCGUGGCCCUUCAACAACCUGAACAACAUGCUGAGGAACGUGUUAGUGUGGUGGUGGGGAGGCUUCUACAGCGACAGCGACACCAUCUGCCUCAAGAGCGUUACACAACUUCACAAUGUCAUUUCCUACCAGGCCAUAAACGGCAUCGCCAACAAUGCUCUGAUGCACUUCAACCCUGGCCAUCCCUUUAUCAACUUGGUGAUGGAAUACCUCAAGGACAAUUUUAAGGUAGCUACGUGGCACGUCAACGGACCAGGAGCGGCCACCAAGAUGCUGAAGAUGAUGUGUAACACGACCAAGUUGGACGAUGUUCUGGAGGGAAACACAACUUGCGAGGGCGUUACACUGCUUUCAGAAGAACACAUCCAACCAAUACCAUACCAGGACUGGAAUAUCUAUUUCUCUCGUGGACACGGGUUGAAAUUUGAGAAGGUAAAAAUUCAAUCCAAUUUUGUGUCUAAAUGUCUGUAAUAAUGUUCGUGAUAGUUUUUCCAGAGAUUGUAUCAUCCUCAGAGACAAGAUUCCUUAACAAUAGGUCAUUGAAUAUAGGAAAUAUUGAAAUGUU